AUGCAGCGCGGUGGCAUCACUGUUGAGAACCCCUACGCCAGCGUGAAUAUUCCACGAGGUCAGCUCGAGAACAGCUUCAUUAAGCGCUACCUGGGGGAGGAGCUGCCCUCGCCCACUGUCAUUGUUAAUCCUGGGGCCGUGCCCACCUACCCAGCCCCAGAGCAGCUGAAUGGGGCCAGUAAAUCGGUGCCACUGGAUAGUUGGGAUGGUUCAAAAGUCCUGACGCGGGAGUCCUGGGCCCAGCCUUAUAACCCUUAUGCCAGCCUGAAGCUGCUGAAUGGCGCUUCCUCAGCCCCGCUCUACACCAUCGAGCUAGACAAGCACCAGAAGAGUCCUGAGGUGGGCACGGACAGUGGCUGCUGCUGCUGUAAGUACUGCCCCUGCUGCCGGAAAUGCUGCUGUGUCGUCUCCUAA
Emys orbicularis (European pond turtle) is the source of this 414-nucleotide messenger RNA. RefSeq names its product cysteine rich tail 1 (gene CYSRT1). The transcript has a single exon. The coding region runs from base 1 to 414 and encodes 137 amino acids. NCBI's taxonomy places the organism in Eukaryota, Metazoa, Chordata, Testudines, Emydidae. The record is from RefSeq and is a predicted model, not a curated record.